Pediculus humanus corporis (human body louse) is the source of this 3540-nucleotide messenger RNA. RefSeq lists its product as uncharacterized. Gene Ontology annotation, cellular component: Golgi apparatus. The record is from RefSeq and is a predicted model, not a curated record. Gene Ontology annotation, molecular function: small GTPase binding. Lineage: Eukaryota; Metazoa; Arthropoda; Insecta; Psocodea; Pediculidae. Bases 1 to 3540 code for a protein of 1179 amino acids. The transcript has a single exon. Gene Ontology annotation, biological process: Golgi organization; endoplasmic reticulum to Golgi vesicle-mediated transport.
AUGUCAUGGUUUAAUGAAACAUUUGGUGACAGUUUGACAUCACUCAAAGGACAAAUCAGCAAAAUUACUAAAGAAGUACUUGCUGAUGAUGAAAAUGCCACAGAUAAAAAUGAAAGAGAAAAUGUAUCAGUCAAAGAAUUGCAAGCGUUAUGCGAUUCUAAGGACAUUGAAAUUGCAUCACUUAGAGAUGAGUAUGAGAAACUUCAAAAACAGUAUUUAUCUCGAAUAGAAAAUUUAAAUAAUUGUAAUAAUAGUAAUAGUAAUGAGAAUGAGGGAAAUGAAUUAAAUAAAUUGAAAUUUGAAUUUUCACAAUUAAAAAAUGAAAGAGAUCAUUUGUCUUCUUGCUUAGAUGAAUUGCAAUCGGAGCAUCAGUUAAAUUUGAACGAAGCUGUAGCGAUUAAAGAUAGGUAUAAGAAACAAUUGGAAGAUCUUAAAAAAGAACAUGAAAUUGCAAUAUCAAAAUUAUCAGAAUUGAGCAAAAAUGAAACAAAUGAUUUACCAGGUAAAAAUCGAUUGAUUAGUAACGAUGAUGAAAAUAAAGAUGUUAACAUGUUAAAAAAUGAAAUUGAAAACCUUCAGUUACAAUUGUCAAUCUGUGAUAAAGAAAAAAAUGAUUUGUUUCAAGAAUUGGAAAAAGAAAAUGAAAAUAAUAAACAUCUAACUGGUAAAAUAGAAAAUCAACUACUAGAUAUCAAGGUUAUUGAAGAGGAAAAAACCGAAAUGGAAAACCAUUUAAAGGAUAUCGAAUUAAAACAUGAAAAUUUACUCGAACAUACGGAAACGUUGAAAAAAGACAAAGAGGACUUAGAAAGUAAGUUAAAAAAUGCAUUUGAAGAAAAAGAAAAAUUAUUAUCUGAAUUAAAUAAAACAGUAACUCAUUCUUCUCAUUCUGAUAGCAUGAAUAAUAUUGAUAAUAAUUUAAAAAAUAUAUUAAAAAAAUUUAAUGUAAAUAUCGAUGAAUUUAGCGAUAAAAAUUGUAACGAUUUGUUAGAAAUAAUUGAAAAUAAAUUAAUAACGAGUGAAAAAAAUUUAGAAGAAUGUGAAAUAAGAUUAAAAGAAAAUAAAAAUCAUUUGGAAUUGGAAAUAGUUAAAUUAAAAGAACUGAAUGCCAAAUUACAAAUAGAAUUAAAUAAAAAUGGUGAGAUUUGGUUGGAAAAAGAAAAAAAAUAUCAAGGUGACAUUGUAAGUAUUGGACAAAAAUUAGAAGAAGCCAAUUUGCUCAAAUCAAAAUUAUUAGAAAUGGAAAAAGAAAAUGAAUUGAAAAAUAAUCAAAGUCAAACUGAUGAUGUUAAAAAAUUAGAGCAAGAAAUAACAAAAUUAUUAUUUGUGUGCGAACAAAAAACAGAAGAAUGUAAAAAUUUAGAAAAAUGUAAAAAAGAUUUAGAAAAAGAAAUGUCUAAUUUAAAAUCGAAUAAUGAAAAUCAACAGAUUUUUGUCAAAAAUGAAAUCGAUAAGUUAAACGAAGAAAUAAAAGAAUUGAAAAAUGUCGAAUCCACACUGAUGGAAGAAAAAAAUGAUUUGGAAAAAAAAUACGAUGGAGAAAAAUCCGAAAAUAUAAUUUUGAAAGAGAGUAAUAAGGAUUUGAAAAUGAAUUUGGAAAAAUUACAAGAAAAAUUAAACGGUUUAAACAUUGAGAGUGACGACCGUGUGAAAAAAUUACAAAACGAAUUAGAAACGGUUAAUGUAAAAUUAAAAGAAUGGGAAAAAACAAUGGAAGAAUUGAAAAAAGGAAAUGAUAAAUUGAUGAAAGAAUCGGAUAAUUUAAAAGCUCAAAUAAUAAUAAAAGAAACGAAUUAUGGCGAAUUAUCAAAAACUAAUGUUGGACUACAACAAGACGUGAAAAAAUUACAAAUGGAAAAUGAAGAAUUGGAAAAAUGCAGGAGGGAAAUUGAAAAAUGGAAAACCACGUCCGUGGAUUUAGAAAUACAAAGGCAAGAUUUAUCGGGUAAAAUAGAAAUUUUAGAAAACGAAUUAUUAAAAUUACGUAGCGAUUUAGAAUUGUUGAACGCGAAAGAUUUGGAAAUAUCACAACUCAAAGAAGCCAACAAUAAUUUGAUUGAAUCCUGCAACAGGUUGCACAGAGAAUUGGAAUCGAAAAUGGAAGUUGAAAAUUUAUACGUGGCGGAAAAUCGGGAAUUGAAAGAAAAACAUCAGAAAAAUGUUUUAUUGAUAUCGGAAUUGAACGAUGAUAAAAUCGAACUCAAUUCGAGAAUACAAAAAUUUCAAGAGCAAAUGAAAAAUCAUAUUGUACAAAAGGAGGAGGAAAUGAUGGGGAGUGUCGGGAGAGGAAGUGACGUUCAACAUCACAGGAGAUCGAAAUCGGCAACGGAUUCUGAUUCGAUACUCAAUGACAACAGUAACAAGUCACAAAAUCACGAUUCGGAGUCGUUAAAUAAAGAAAUAAAAGAAUUGAAAGAUUCGCUUUUGAUGGAACAGAACAAGAAUAGAAAACUCACGGAAGAAGUUCAAGUCACGUUGGAAAAGGAGAGCAAUGCGAGAAAAGAAUUCGAAAGGCUACGACAGCAUUUGAUAGAAGUCGAAGAUCAUUACACGGAGGAAGCCGUGGAAAGUGAAAAAAUCAUAAACGAUUUGAAAUCGAAAUUGAUGGCGGCGGAAGAACAAUUGAAAAAUUCUUCCACACUGUACACAUCCGCCAAAAUAAGAGAUAAUCAACACGUGGAAUCGUUACAAAAUCAAGUCAGAUUGGUUUCCGUUCAGAGAGACGAAUUUCAAACCAAAUUAUCCGCUGCCGAAGACGAAAUACAAAAGCACAAAGCAUCUCUGACGAGUCUGCAAAUCGUGUUGGAACAAUUUCAACAGGACAAAGAUAGGGAAGUCGAAACGACGGCGAUGAAAUACGAAAAACAAAUCGAAGGGAAAGAAAACAAUUACCGGAAGUUGGAGUCGGAAAUGGAAAAUUUACAAAAACAAUUGGAGGAAGCGAAAAACGGUUUGAAAGCCGCGUCGAGACUGGGAGAACAGUUGGAAAGGAAAAAUCGUCAGGUGACGGAAUUGGAAGAAAAUCUCAAAAGGGUCGAGGGAAACGUUUGCGAAUUGGAAAAGAAAUUGGAGGGUGCCAAUCAGUGCGUGAGUGGUAAAGUCGAUAAAUCCUUAGUUAAAAAUUUAAUUGUCGGUUACAUAUUGUCACCGAAAGGGGAUAGAAAGUCGCAGGCUCUUAGAAUAUUGGCAUCCGUUUUGGAUUUCGAUUCGUCGGAAAGGGAAAAAAUGGGAGUCGACGCAACGAAUUCCGGUUGGUUGGGAAAUAUAUUGCAUCCGAAAGGCGGUGGAAAUUCUCACGUCAACGAACAAUCCCUUUCGGAGGCUUUCAUUAAGUUUUUGGAAAACGAAUCACGACCGCAACCCCAAUUUAAACUACUUUCCGAUCAGUUUAAAGUCAAGGGGGGAGGAACGACAGGUUCGGGUUCGAGUCCUCCCAAACUGCAAAGGGAUGGUUUUUCAGAAUUGAUUCUUCCGACUUUUAGUUCGUCACAGGAUAACGAAAGCAGCGUGAUUUUAAAAAACGUUUUAAAAGAAACAUGA